Molecule: messenger RNA, 3188 nt
Organism: Pteropus alecto (black flying fox)
Lineage: Eukaryota; Metazoa; Chordata; Mammalia; Chiroptera; Pteropodidae
Product: tetratricopeptide repeat protein 30A
Biological process (GO): intraciliary transport
Cellular component (GO): axonemal microtubule; intraciliary transport particle B
Molecular function (GO): intraciliary transport particle B binding; protein binding
Source: RefSeq, a predicted model, not a curated record
UUUCCGUUUCUGAACUACCAAGAUGCUUUCCCCUCUUUUCCGUGAUUUACUACCUCCGCAGCCCGUUCCCAAGGACUGAAUCAGUACUCAAAAAACUCACGUUAGUGAUUCCUUUUUAUUACUAACAGUCUCCUUCCGUUACAAAGUAAUCCCCGGUUAGUUUUCCGUUUCCGGUUAGCUUGUUGCCUUGGUAACUAAGACGCACAACCGCCGUGGCGGUUAUGGCGGGGCUGGGCAGUACGCAGAUCCCCGACGGGGAGUUCACCGCGGUCGUGUACCGGCUCAUCCGGGAUAACCGCUACGCCGAGGUGGCGCAGCUGUUGGGCGGAGAGCUCCAGCGGAGCCCGAGGAGCCGCGCAGGCCUGUCGCUGCUGGGCUACUGCUACUACCGCCUACAGGAGUUCUCGCUGGCCGCCGAGUGCUAUGAGCAGCUGAGCCAGCUGCACCCGGAACUGGAGCAGUACCGCCUGUACCAGGCCCAGGCCCUAUACAAGGCCUGCCUUUAUCCAGAGGCCACCCGGGUCGCCUUCCUGCUCUUGGACAAUCCCGCCUACCACAGCCGGGUCCUCCGUCUACAAGCCGCUAUCAAGUACAGCGAGGGCGAUCUGCCUGGGGCCAGGAGCCUGGUGGAGCAGCUACUGAGUGGGGAAGGGGGAGAAGACUGUGGGGGCGAGAACGAGCCCGAUGGCCAGGUCAACCUGGGUUGUUUACUCUACAAGGAGGGUCAGUAUGAAGCUGCAUGUUCCAAGUUCUUUGCAGCCCUUCAGGCCUCGGGCUACCGGCCCGACCUUUCCUACAACCUAGCCUUGGCCCAUUACAGUAGCCGGCAGUAUGCCUCAGCUCUGAAGCAUAUCGCUGACAUUAUUGAGCACGGCAUCCGCCAGCACCCGGAGCUAGGUGUGGGCAUGACCACUGAGGGCAUUGAUGUUCGCAGUGUUGGCAACACGUUAGUGCUUCACCAGACUGCUCUGGUGGAAGCCUUCAACCUGAAGGCGGCCAUAGAAUACCAACUGAGAAACUACGAGGUGGCCCAGGAAACCCUCACUGACAUGCCACCCAGGGCAGAGGAAGAGUUAGACCCCGUGACCCUGCACAACCAGGCACUGAUAAACAUGGAUGCCAGACCUACAGAAGGGUUUGAAAAGCUACAGUUUUUGCUCCAACAGAACCCCUUUCCCCCAGAGACCUUUGGCAACUUGUUGCUGCUCUACUGUAAAUAUGAAUAUUUUGACCUGGCAGCUGAUGUCCUGGCAGAGAAUGCUCAUUUGACUUAUAAAUUCCUCACACCCUAUCUCUAUGACUUCUUGGAUGCCAUGAUCACUUGCCAGACAGCUCCUGAAGAGGCGUUCAUUAAACUUGAUGGGCUAGCAGGGAUGCUGACUGAGCAGCUCCGGAGACUCACCAAACAAGUGCAGGAAGCAAGACACAAUAGAGAUGAUGAAGCUGUAAAAAGGGCAGUGAAUGACUAUGAUGACAUCCUGGAGAAGUAUAUUCCCGUGUUGAUGGCCCAGGCAAAAAUCUACUGGAACCUUGAAAAUUAUCCAAUGGUGGAAAAGAUCUUCCGCAAAUCUGUGGAAUUCUGCAAUGACCAUGAUGUGUGGAAACUGAAUGUGGCUCAUGUCCUGUUCAUGCAGGAAAACAAAUACAAAGAAGCCAUUGGUUUUUAUGAGCCCAUAGUCAAGAAGCAUUAUGACAACAUCCUGAAUGUCAGUGCUAUUGUAUUGGCUAACCUCUGUGUUUCAUACAUUAUGACAAGUCAGAAUGAAGAAGCUGAGGAAUUGAUGAGGAAGAUUGAGAAGGAGGAAGAGCAGCUCUCCUAUCAUGACCCAGAUAAGAAAAUCUAUCAUCUCUGUAUUGUGAAUUUGGUGAUUGGGACGCUUUACUGUGCCAAAGGAAAUUAUGACUUUGGGAUUUCUCGAGUUAUCAAAAGCUUGGAACCUUAUCAAGAGAAUAUACCUGCCAUUAUUGAACAACCCUUGGAAGAAGAUAGAAUUCAUACUGGAAAGAAUACAGUCACCUACGAAUCCAGACAGUUAAAAGCUUUGAUUUAUGAGAUUAUAGGAUGGAAUAUGUAGUCAUGUUUUAUAUUGGCUUUUGGCUUUGUUACCUAUAUUUCACACUUUUUAAAUCUAUAUCCUUGACAUCUUUACAUUUGUUACAUAUUGAACUUUGUACACUUAAAGUAUUCUAUUUGAGAAAGUUUUCCAUUAAGAAGGGUAGAGAGCAUAUAGUAUAAGCUAAAUCAGUUUUGCAUCCUCUCUGCCAAUAACAGUCACCAUGUCUUGCCUCAACAGUUGCUAGACUGACAUCUUAAAUAAGCGAGUAACCCUAAAUAGCAGUUUAUAUUCUACUUUAAGCUGUAAAAGAGCAUUGCAUGAGCCAAUGCAUUGUUGGAGUGAGUGUGUUUGCAUUCCUCUGAUGAAUAGAUUGCUAGCCCAUGGCUGGACCAUUUCUCAACCAACAAGUAAAGGCAGGUUCACUGUGCCCUUUCACAGUAGACUGUGCUGUCCAAUAAGACCAAUUCUGACCUUAACUGUAUGCCUCCACUCCAUUUUUUCAGUCCUUUAACCUCCGGGUCUCACCAAAGUCAAGUUUGGACCCUGGCCUAAGCUCUUUGAGAAGUACUGGUAUUAAAUAAAUAAUAGUUUUUUUCUUGGUUCUUUUCAGGUUAUGAGGUUUGGUCCAUGACUAUGUUGCUUCCAUAAUUUGGCUGAUUGGUUGGUCUUUUAUAAUUGAUAUUUCCCUUCAUUGUCCAGUUUUGAUUUUCCAGAAUCGAUUGUGCCUUCUUUUGAAUACUGACAAAUAUCAAGUGUGGACGCUUUCUAAUAUAUUCAGUGUAGGAGAAAAUAAGUAUUGAACUGACAAUGAAAAGACUAAGGUAUGAGUUCCUGACCUUCUGUAGUCAGAUUUUGGUCUUAAGAAAUUCAUUUACCCCUUUAGGUGUCAUAGUCAUUUGAACUACUAGAUGCUCUUAACAGUUACUUCUGGCUGUAACAUCUGAUUCUGUAUAAGCCAUGUAGAAGAAAGUUGACUUUCUUUUAUGACCUGGAUUAUAAACAAGUCAGGAAAUAAAACAGUAUUUCAAAUGGAUUUUUCUUGGUAUUUUGGCUUACAGUAAAUGUUAAUGCCUAAGAUAAAUUUUUGUUAUGUUCUUUUUGAUUGAUAAACCAUUGAUUACUACUAAGAAA